Molecule: messenger RNA, 1026 nt
Organism: Anopheles marshallii
Lineage: Eukaryota; Metazoa; Arthropoda; Insecta; Diptera; Culicidae
Product: autophagy-related protein 16-1-like
Exons: 4
Coding region: 1-1026 (341 amino acids)
Biological process (GO): autophagosome assembly
Cellular component (GO): autophagosome membrane
Molecular function (GO): protein binding
Source: RefSeq, a predicted model, not a curated record
AUGGCAAAGGUGCAAGAAAACUGGCGCGAUGUUAUUGCUGACAGACUUCGGGAACGAAAUAAAAAUGAAUCGGCACGGUUUGCUGAUAUUAUACAUUACAAUAACCGACUAUUCGAUGCGGCCGCUAAACUGCGGCAGGAAAAUUUGGAUUUGAAAAUUGAUAAAAAAAUUCGGGACAGUGUAAAUGCUACCGGCACGGGGGGUAGUAGCACCGGGUUCGCGACGGAUGUAGCUGCCAUAACGAACGCCCAAAUUCAAUCGCUCGAAAAGAAGGUGCUUGCCCAACAGGAAGAGCUAACAGAACUCCAUAAACGCAAGGGCGAACAUUCGCAAAUGGUGAUUAACCUUAACCAGAAGCUGUCGGAUCUGCAGCGGCUGCUGAUUGAGAAAGAGCGGCUACUGGCAGAAAAGACGGCACUGAGCGUUUCGUUGAAGGAAGAGUUAGACGAGCUGAAAGCGUCACACAUUACAAUAAAGGAUGAAUCGCUAGCUUCGCAGUUGCGCGCAAAUGCGGCCGAAGACAAGUUGCGCGCAGUGCAGGAUGAGAACACCAAGCUGCUCAAUCUGCUAAUGGAAUACAAAUCACGCGAUGCCGAGAUUAUGAACAAGGAAAAUGAUAAAUUUGUCAAGGAGAAAAAGGCACGCAUAGAAAGUGAACUGGAACGGGCUAUACGCGACAUACCGGGUCCUUCGUCACUCGGACCUGAUCUAGAUCGGUUCGAUGUAGACGGAUUGCCGGAGGGUGUGGAGUUUAAGUUUGAUGCUCACGACGGUGAGGUGAAUGCGGUACGCUGGAGUCCGAUCGAGCGUAUCGUAGCCACAGGUGGUGCUGACCGAAAGGUUAAACUGUGGGACGUGGGAAAAGGUAUUUGUGAACAGCGUGGUGUGCUUGUAGGCAGCAAUCAAGGCAUCAAUUCGGUUGAAUUUGAUACUACCGGAUCCAUGAUAUUGGCCGCUUCGAAUGAUUCAGCUAGCCGGAUGUGGUCGGUCGUGGAUCAUCGGUUAAGGUGUCUAGCGAUUACAUAG